GACAUGCGGUAGGAAUGUGGUGGAGGAAGGAGUCCAGAUGGAAGCGGCUCUUACCGACACGCAGGGGCUGGAGGUGGUGCUGGGGGUCGGUGAACGUUGCACGGUAACCAGCGCCAUUCAGCGACCGGGACUCGAUCACCUGAGUGGAGGCGGCGAGACGAGCAUAGUGCUGGAGCGGAGGAUGGCGGUGUGGAGCGAGGGACCAGUCUGUGCUCUUUCAUCGCCCUCUCAGCCUCUCCAUGGUGGAAUACUGCUUCACUACUGCUUCACCGAUUCACUACCGACUCCCCCUUCCUCUCGCUCCUCGUCCUCUGGCCGCGCAUGCGCACACGGGCGUGUUCGCCAAAACCGGAUUAACUGUUUAAGUGCUGGACAACAGAGAAAAAAUAAUCAACCCGCAAAUAAAUAAUAGCUGUUAUAAAUUAUUACAAUUACCUCUGUGACCCCUUUAUUAAGUACAACUACAUAAUGUAGUAUUUAACCCCUUUAGCAGCAUUAUGUAUCAAUGUAAUGCAAUGGAAAAAGGGGAAUAAUGUCAUUAAGCUCUAGGGAGAAAGAGUAACGGUGUUUGUUGAAGCCAGGAUGAGAAGGAGAUUGUGACACAGAUAAUGAGGUUAGGAUUAAAAGUCACUUACAGGUGUCCACUGGUCUAAUGACACACCUCGUUUAUUGUUGCUUUUUUAUUCUGAUACCGUCGUUAAUAUUUGCACGUGAUAAUUAAGGAAUUAGGAGGUAGUUGCAUAUGUUAUAAACAACACUAUUGUCAAUUAAUAUGUCUUUAUAUUUUAAGGUUUUUUCGCGUGGAUAGCCAAUCGCACUUUCGCAACAUUUGAAAAAAACGUGUCAGAAUAACAACUACAAAUAUGAUGAAAUACUGUUUAUAAUGAUUUUUGUUGUAUGUGUUGCAUUAAUAUCCUCAUUAAGUCAUGAAUUUAACUUAAUGACGGAAUCCAAUACUGUGACGAAUCUGCUACGAGCCCUCACCACCGGUACCACUGACAGACAAAGAUGGCGGUCCCUGGUAAACAGUACGGGCUGAUCUUGCCUCAGAAAAAAGGACUGAUAAAAACAACGGGCCUGAAGAAGCAUUGUGUGUUUGGAGAUGACUCUGAAGAUGAGACUUCUGUUGGUGAGAGCCUGCAAAAAGAAGCAGCCAAGAAGAAGACGAUGAGGCAGACUCAGUUGGAAAUGAAGAAGGCCUUGGAGCAAGACAGCACAGUGUACGACUACGACGCAGUGUACGAUGACAUCCAACAGCAGAGGUUGGACAAUAGCAGGAAAGUUCUAUCUGAAGCAGAAAAAAAGCCAAAGUACAUCCACCAGCUAAUGAAGGCGGUAGAAAACCGCAAAAAGGAGCAGGAGCGCAGGGAGGAGAGGAAGAUCCAGAAGGAGCGGGAGGCAGAAGGGGAGCAGUUUGCCGACAAGGAAGCGUAUGUGACAUCGGCUUACAAGCUGAAGCUGCAGGAGCAGAAGGAGGAGGAGGAGCGUGAGAGGAGAGAGGCUGCCAUCGAAGCUGCUUUGGACGUGAGGAAACAAAGAGACCUGAGCGGCUUCUACCGGCACCUUCUGAAUCAGACUAUAGGAGAGGAGGCCAUCCCGGAUCGCUCCGCUAGCAAAAGUCAAAGUUCAGAGGAUCAGAAAAUCCCAGAAGCAUCACAAACAAGUAGCAACAACACGUUGAGUCCAGGAAGUGACGGUGAGGACGACCGUGAGGAGAAACCCGGAUUCAGCAAGUCAGCCCCCGCCACCUCAACACAGUCCAAACGCCAUUACAGACAGAGGUCGCCUUCAUCAGGCAGUGGCGAUGAUGAGAGGGAGCGGGAACGACGUAAGAAGAGAGAACGAGAGACGGACAAGCGACGCAGCCAGAAAAGAGACGAAGACCGAGACAGCCGGAGCCACAGAAGCAGGCGGGAUGCAGAGCGAGAUGCAGAGCGGCAAGACCGACGCAAGGAGAGGAGCAGUAAAGACGGAGCGAGGGAAAAGGAGAGGAGAAGGAGCAGGGAUUCUGAGAAACAUGAGAGGAAAGACAAAGAUGAUGGCGAGGAGAAAAGGAUGAGGGAUAAAGAAGAGAGAAAGAUGGAGGAUGAGGAGGAUGCAGACAAGAAUAAAGAAAAAGAUGAUGGGGAGGAGAAAAGGAGGCGGUCUAAAGAAGAGAGAAAGAUGGAGGACGAGGAGGUUGCAGACAAGAAUAACGAAGUGAAGAAUGAAGGUGAGGAGAAGGUGAACAAAUUUGCUAAACGUUCUACUGAACAGACGAUGACCUCGGCCAGAGAUCGAUACCUCGCUCGACAGAUGGCUCGCUCCGUCACAAAGAGCUACAUAGAGCGUGAGGAAGACUGACCACCUCCAUCCUCACUCUAAGCAAAGGCUUGCUUUCCAAGUCUGUGUUCAUGUGGGGGGAAAAUGACAAAAUCAUGUAAAUACCAGCUAAAAUAAAGACUUAUACCAUUAUAAGUCUUAUACCACUGAUCAAGUCUUUUGAAAUGGAUUAAUUAGGGGUGUCCAAACAGCUUUCAUUGCUCCUCUGCAUAUUGUAGAUGUGCUAGUUAACUUUGUCUCCUCUAAGUUAAGGGUUUGUUCAGAUAUCAGAGCAUGUCUACACUAGAUUGUGUUUUGCAUUUUCUGUAUGCGAUCCUCACUGGAAGGUGAGGACCAAGGAGUCGAUGGAACGGGAGUGCUGACUGAUGGGGAUCAGAAUCCAGAAACAUUGCAAACAUGUCCUCUGCACAUUGCUCAGCCAUUCAUUGUUCUAAUGGAAGCUCCAAAAGACCGGAUGUGUCAUUUAAGUUCCCCAGAAACAAAGACAGUUUUGUGUAAUAAAAAUGUAGAUUGAUAACACUGGUUGUAAAUAAACAGGGCAUUGGACAAGCUG
Doryrhamphus excisus (bluestripe pipefish) is the source of this 2875-nucleotide messenger RNA. It is a transcript of the gene nsrp1, whose product is annotated as nuclear speckle splicing regulatory protein 1. Gene Ontology annotation, biological process: regulation of alternative mRNA splicing, via spliceosome. Lineage: Eukaryota; Metazoa; Chordata; Actinopteri; Syngnathiformes; Syngnathidae. The record is from RefSeq and is a predicted model, not a curated record.